Porites evermanni is the source of this 726-nucleotide messenger RNA. The record is from the annotation of a GenBank genome assembly. NCBI's taxonomy places the organism in Eukaryota, Metazoa, Cnidaria, Anthozoa, Scleractinia, Poritidae.
AUGCGUAACUUCAGGUUCCAGGGCUUUUCCACGAUUCUCGCUGCCUGUUUUCUGAGCAGUGUUUUACAAAUUUCUUCCAAGGCGCAAUCUUGGAACCCUCUCCUACCGGAUCCAGCUCCGCAGCCUGUCGGUGCAGCAAGGGACAAGCUUAAGCUCAGAAUACCAACAGAACCAAAGAGCUAUCCCAGCGACCCAAUAGAAAGCGACUUCGACAUACCCUUGCUGAAAGAAAAACUGGGCAAAGAUUACGAUCAAGUAAAUACCGCCAUCAACAAAGAGGAGCUCCUCAUGAAGAAAAACAACUACAGUUCCACUCACGGUGACCGACAACAGGACUUUGUGCGAAAAAUGUUGGUCCAAAGCAUGCCGCAAGAAAUAAAAAACCUCAAUUUCAAAAUGCCCGGGAUGAAAAGAUACCUUGGAUCUAAGGCGAGUAAAAAGCUUCAGCUCUGGCUAUGGCAAGUGUCGCAUUGCCCUGUUCUUCCCAAAUGGAAAGAUCUAGGGGUGCGUUAUUGGCCUCGUCACAUUAAUGUCGGGCGAUGCUCAAAGAAAGCCACAUGCUCGUUUCCUUCUGGGAUGAGGUGCCGGAUUUCCAGUACUAAGGACGUGGGUGUGCUGCGAUGGCAUUGUCUUGACAGAUUCGCCCAAAGGAAGGAGACUACUUGCAUGUGGCUGCCAUUUCACCACCCCGUGAUCUCAGAGUGUAAAUGCAAGUGCUUACAAUGA